Messenger RNA from Striga asiatica, 474 nucleotides. NCBI's taxonomy places the organism in Eukaryota, Viridiplantae, Streptophyta, Magnoliopsida, Lamiales, Orobanchaceae. The record is from the annotation of a GenBank genome assembly.
AUGCCAUCGCUCAAAGGCUUCGCGCGCAUCCCAGUCCUCACAAGCGUACGAAGCCUAAAGCGCACGCGCCCGAAACCGGUACCGCCAGUGCAUGUUAGCCAGCACGCCCCAGUGUGCCCAUUAGCAGCGACCAACGCGCAAUACGACGCCGCAGCACCUGCUCGCAGACGACGUCGUUCGCCAAUGCCCAGACGUGCCAGUCGACCCCUGUCAGCAUUCGACCGGCGUCCAGUCCGUGACACUCGCACGAGCCCGAACCUUGAAGACACCCGCCUCGACCCACAACAGCCCAGCCAAGGUUCGAUCGGUCAGAGCACUACAAGACCCUGGUUUCCCAACCUUAUCACUACAAGACCCUUCAGCAGAUUAGCUCAACCUUUCUCUGCGGCAAUCGAGUACGAAUCGGUGGUCAUCCCCCAGCCGCCUGGCCUCCGCCCGAUUUCACGCGCCUCCCCCGACGCUCAUUUCAGGUAA